GUCUCACACCAACCAAAACGCUUUUGUGAAUGCACUAGUUCUCGAAGACGAUCCCGGAGCCUGGCGUUUUCUGGUAAGUUAACCCCUCUCUCACUCUCUCUCUCAAUUAUUGUUUCAUUUAUUUGAAAAAAAAAAAAUCAGCAUGGAGGAAGCGUCUCCCAUUUCGUUCCACUUGAAGAAGAAGAAGAAGAAGAAGAAGAAGAAAGUUAUUUUCUGUUUCAGUUCCUUCCCAAUCUAUAAGCUUUCUUUUAUUCACAUAUAAUUUCUUCUUUAGAGUUGCUUUAUUGCUUUCUUUGAAUAGUAACCUAUCAUGUUAAGUUUUCGAUAAGUUAAGUUUUCAGCUUUCUUUGAACACUGCGUGAUACCUGUUCGAUAAAAAGCAUCAAUCAAUUUUAAAUUGGGAAGGAUGCCCAUGGGAUGAAUGAACAGGGUUUUCAUAAUUCUACCUUUUUAUUAGAUAGAGAUUGCUGAUCCGCAGUUUGCUUCCUUGGUAUGAGUAGAAUUAGUAGGCAUUCUAACAAAUUAUCUUGGGGAUGGUGUAUAUUAGCAAGAAGGUAUAGUUCAAGUAAACCCACAACUGAAGUAUCGGAUGCGACAAAAAAGAUAUGUAAAAUCAUGAUGUCCUCCCCAGCAGUGACUCUUGAUACUGCCCUUAACCAAAAUGGUGUUAGGGUCUCACCAGAAAUAGUUGAGGAUGUCCUCAAGAAAUUUGAGAAUGCUGGUAUGGUGGCUUAUCGAUUCUUUGAAUGGGCAGAUAAGCAACGACAUUAUUCACACAGUAUUAGGGCUUAUCACACCAUGAUUGAGUCUCUGGCCAAGAUAAGGCAGUAUCAGAUCAUGUGGGAUCUUGUAAAUGAGAUGAGGAGCAAGAGAAUGCUAAAUGUUGAAACAUUUUGUAUCAUUAUGAGAAAGUACGCUAAGGUUCAAAAGUUAGAGGAAGCUGUUUACACAUUUAAUGUUAUGGAGAAGUAUGAUGUUCUUCCAAACUUAGCAGCAUUCAAUGGCUUGCUUAGUGCUUUAUGCAAAUCUAAGAAUGUGAGGAAAGCUCAAGAGAUUUUUGACAGUAUGAAGGAACAAUUUGUCCCCGACUCAAAAUCAUACAGUAUCUUGAUUGAGGGAUGGGGAAAGGCUCCAAAUCUGCCCAAGGCAAGGGAAAUUUUCAGAGAGAUGCUUGAUGCGGGUUGCCAUCCGGAUAUUGUGACUUAUGGUAUAAUGGUUGACGUUCUUUGCAAGGCUGGAAGAGUUGAUGAAGCCCUUGGAAUUGUCGAGAAAAUGGAUUCCACGGAUUUUAAGCCAACAUCUUUUAUUUAUAGUAUUCUGGUUCACACAUAUGGGGUAGAAAACCGGAUUGAAGAUGCUAUCGAUACAUUCCUAGAGAUGGAAAAGAAUGGACUCAAGGCUGAUGUGGCUGUAUAUAACGCUCUGAUUGGUGCUUUCUGUAAAGUAAACAAAUUUAAGAAUGCUUACAGGGUCUUGAAUGAUAUGGAUUGCAAGGGUGUGAAACCCAAUUCAAGAUCAUUUAAUAUCAUUCUGAAUGGUUUAAUUGGCUGUAAAGAGACUGAUGAGGCAUUUAGGCUGUUCCGCAGGAUGAUCAGGCUAUGUGAACCAGAUGCAGACACAUUUACUAUGAUGAUUAAAAUGUUCUGUGAAAGGAAUGAGUUGCAGAUGGCUCUUAAAGUGUGGAAGUAUAUGCAGAAGAAGCAAUUUGUUCCAAGCAUGCAUACUUUUUCAGUGCUUAUAAAUGGACUAUGUGACAGAGGUGAUGUUUCUCAGGCUUGUGUCUUGUUAGAAGAUAUGAUAGAAAAAGGAAUUCGCCCUUCGGUCCAGACAUUUGGAAGGUUAAGGCAUUUGCUUAUAAAAGAAGGAAGAGAAGAUGUGCUGAAAUUUCUUCAGGAGAAAAUCAAUGUCCUUCUCAAGGAGCCUUUAUGGGAUUGAUGAGCCAUGUUCAAUGAACUAAAAGGCCAUUCAUUUUUUUUAUCCGGUGGUGAGAAGAUUAUUCGUGGAUUUUAAGAGCAAAGAUCAGUUUGUGCAGGUUAUCCGAAUAAUCACUAGAGCUGUGGGAUCACAGAAUCCUUGUUCCUUUCAAGAUAUUGAAGCUUAAUUUUGAGUUGCUACUCAAAACUACACAAACUUUAAAUGGAUCACUCAAAUAAUUGACUGAAAGUGGAGUUGAAAUUGCUGGCACAAAGGACUCAUGUAGGGAAAUGAAUCUGAUUAGAGUCCAAGAAUUGUUGCUUGAUCUUCCAUCAAGGAAAACAUGCUGCUGCUGGAAGUGCCACAGGACUGCAGUAGGACUAAAGGAAAAACAGUAGGGAAUGAAAAUUUUCCUCGCGACUCGGUGAAUAUGCAACUUUUUUUUUUUUUCUUCUGUUGGCAUUGGAAUUUGAUUUUAUUAUCUAAGUUAACCAUCCGAUUUGAUUACUUUCCAUGAAGAUAUUUAUUUAAAAUAUGUUCCAUCC
Manihot esculenta (cassava) is the source of this 2459-nucleotide messenger RNA. Its product is annotated as pentatricopeptide repeat-containing protein At1g77360, mitochondrial. The record is from RefSeq and is a predicted model, not a curated record. Lineage: Eukaryota; Viridiplantae; Streptophyta; Magnoliopsida; Malpighiales; Euphorbiaceae. Gene Ontology annotation, molecular function: protein binding. The coding region runs from base 493 to 1935 and encodes 480 amino acids. The transcript has 3 exons.